AUGAAAGAAAUUGACAGUGACCUUAUCUAGAAGAACUCCUUCAGAAGAGUUUUGGGACUCAAUAAGAGUUUUCCUAAGUCAUUCAUAGUUGGAAGGUUAGAGUUUGACUUAAGUGAAAUUAGUAUAUUCGAAAAUAAAUCUAGAUAUCUUUGUUCAAAUAUCAUCUAGAUGGCUAUUCGCUUGAGGAUUUUACGUGGCUUCAUAACAUGUAACUUUACAAUCACUUCCUCUGGACAUUGUAGUAAAAUGAUCACUUGGGGAUUUCCAAUGGCGAGAUCUAAUGCUGAGUCAGUUGAGUAUUGAAUACAAAAUAGAAGGCAUGAAAUUACAGGCAUACUUUAAGAAAAGCCAUUAAUUCUAAAAAUUUAAACACAAUUGAAAUUGUAGAGAUAAAUGAAGAAAAUUAAGAAUCAAAGCCUUUGAAAAUUUAAAAGGCUAAGAUAUUAUUAAAUGAAG
Messenger RNA from Paramecium octaurelia, 456 nucleotides. The record is from the annotation of a GenBank genome assembly. NCBI's taxonomy places the organism in Eukaryota, Ciliophora, Oligohymenophorea, Peniculida, Parameciidae.